Paramecium pentaurelia is the source of this 1545-nucleotide messenger RNA. Lineage: Eukaryota; Ciliophora; Oligohymenophorea; Peniculida; Parameciidae. The record is from the annotation of a GenBank genome assembly.
AUGAAAAAUUCCAUUUGUUAACGAAAUCUUGUACAAAAUUUUAUUAUCGAUGGUGGAGCUUAUCGAGCGAAUGUAAACUAAUCUAUUUUAACAUCUCGAUAAUCAAGACUACCCUCUUUUAAGAAUCCUCCUCCUAUUUCAACUCCAUCAUCUCCAAAAGAGUAGAAAAUGAUGUGGAAAACAAAUAUUGGUUUUUAAAAUGAUUUAUCUUUUAUUUCCAAUAGGAAUAAAAGUCCUGAUUAAUCAAGUUAAAAGAAAAGUUAUAGUCCUUAAUUAUAUUCGAUAACUCGCAAGCCUUUUUAAUUGUAAUUAGGAGGAGAGUAAUAAAUGUUGAAUCAUCAUUCUAAAUCAAGGGAGAAGAGACCUAUGAGGAACUCUAUAUAUUCUCGACCUACGUCCAGAUUAAUUGAAGAGUCUCAAACAAAAUGUAUGCCAUCAACAGAUUCUGAAAUUAAUAAAAAUAGUUUUAAAUUUCACUAUAUACUUGGAAAAGGAGGAUUUGGUAAAGUUUGGAGAGUUGAAUUGAUGAAAUCAAGGAAGCUGUAUGCUAUGAAAGAGAUGAGUAAAGCUAAGUAAGAGAAAUAAAUCUAUUAGGAUUAUGGCUAAAAAGUCAGUCAAUUCUGUAAUGAAUGAAAGAAUUCUCUUAUCAUAAUUAAAACACCCUUUUAUAGCAAAUAUUCAUUAUGCUUUUUAGGAUCGUGAACAUUUAUAUUUGAUUAUGGAUUUAUUAUCUGGUGGAGAUCUUAGAUUUCAUAUUGGUAAGAUGAAAAGAUUCAGUGAAUAACAUACAAGUAAUAAAAAAGUUUGAUAAUUUAGAAUUUGUAAUUGCUAGUAUACUUUUAGCUCUUGAUUAUUUACAUUAGAAUGGAAUUAUUCAUAGAGACAUAAAACCUGAAAAUAUUGUAUUGGACAAAAAUGGUUAUCCAAGAUUGACUGAUUUUGGAAUAGCAAGAAUAAUCAAAUAAGACAAUGCUUAAGAGACAAGUGGAACUCCUGGUUAUAUGGGUACAUAUAUAUAUUAAAUAUAUUUUCAUAGCACCAGAAGUUAUGUUCAGAUUAAAUCAUGGUAUAGGAGUUGAUCAUUUUGCUUUAGGAGUAAUGAUGUACGAAUUUAUGUUUGGUAGACGACCAUAUUUGGGUAAGACAAGGAAAGAUAUAAGAGAUGCUAUUAUUGCAAAAUAGAUACAAUUAAAGAAAGGUGAUCUUCCUUUAGGAUGGUCUUUAGAAGCAGCAGAUCUUAUAAAUUAAUUACUUUCAAGGAAACCUUAGAAUAGAUUAGGAUUUAAUGGUACUUAGGACAUUUAUGGUCAUUAAUGGUUUGCAGGAUUUCCUUGGAAGAGUUUGCAUGAGAAAUAAUUAGCUUCUCCAUUUAAAUUAUCUAAAUGUAGUGAGGAAAACUAUAUAAGAGAGAUAUCAUCAGAACAUGAUUCAUUGGAAAAAGAGAUUUAAGAGAAUUCAAUUUUAUUAAGACAAGAAACUAUUCAGAAUUAGUUUUAAAAUUACUCAUAUAUAAAAGAAUAGCAAGUCACAAUUAAGAGAUUUUGA